GGUUAGGUUUCCUUCCUCGAAAAGCGGAAGUGAAACGUAUUGACGGGUUCAAAAAUGUUUCUUUGACAACACUGCCGAAAAGUAAAUGGUUUAUUGAAAAUGCUUUCGUAUAUUGAGAGGAUAUGAACGACACAGAAGCAGAAUCGUCCACUGUGACUCUCCGAGUUUUCACCUUUGAAGAAAGAAACAACAAGACGCACGAGUCGCUAACCGUGUCCAUACCUGAGGUCCUGGAUGCACAUCAUGGCAUGCACGUGUGGCCUUGCGCAGUGGUGUUGGCUCAGUACAUCUGGAGCAGAAGAACUCAUGUGAAAGGCAAGAGGUGUCUGGAGCUGGGAGCGGGAGUGGCUCUUCCAGGCGUGCUUGCAUCCCGCUGUGGUGCUGAGGUCAUCCUGAGCGACGACGCCAAUGCGCCGGCGUGCAUGCGCAACUGCAGACGAAGCUGUGAGGCCAACGGUCUACACGACGUGCUGGUGGUUCCUCUUACCUGGGGAGAAAUCUCCCCACAUCUGCUCCGGCUUCCACAUCUCGACCUUAUUUUGGCGUCUGACGUUUUCUACGAGCCCGAUGAUUUUGAAGAUAUCCUGGUCACAGUUGCUUUUCUUCUGCGAAAAAACCCAGACGCGGAAUGUUGGGUGACAUACCAAGAACGAAGUGGCGACUGGAGCAUCGAGGCGCUGCUGCACAGAUGGAAAUUGGCCUGCGUGGACGUGGACCUGGAAUCGUUUGACGCCAACAAAUCGGAGUUGGCGGGCUCCAGUCUUCCCGGCAACCAUGUCAUUCAAAUGAUGAUCAUCACACUGGCGAAGGAUACGUGAGAGCUCACAUACUUUUCCUCGCCAGUUUGGCGUUCAUCUGCGGAGCUUCGUUGAACUCUUGAGAAGCAAGCCAAAUCCAAAAAGGACGACCAGUUCAUGAACACUCAGGACUGUGGUUUCUUUAUCUCACCCAUUUUAAAGGACAGAUUGAUGGAUGGAAAUGUCAAUAAAGGAAGACAUUCACUCUGUGACACCUGAUGUUUCUCUGAUUUGUCUUCAGUGGCUCAUGAGAUGGAAUUAAAAUUCGUAAA
This is a messenger RNA of Corythoichthys intestinalis (scribbled pipefish), 1069 nucleotides long. RefSeq names its product methyltransferase 23, arginine (gene mettl23). The record is from RefSeq and is a predicted model, not a curated record. Lineage: Eukaryota; Metazoa; Chordata; Actinopteri; Syngnathiformes; Syngnathidae. Bases 123 to 818 code for a protein of 231 amino acids. The transcript has 5 exons. Gene Ontology annotation, cellular component: cytoplasm; nucleus.